This is a messenger RNA of Nasonia vitripennis (jewel wasp), 1862 nucleotides long. RefSeq lists its product as uncharacterized. The record is from RefSeq and is a predicted model, not a curated record. NCBI's taxonomy places the organism in Eukaryota, Metazoa, Arthropoda, Insecta, Hymenoptera, Pteromalidae. The coding region runs from base 885 to 1388 and encodes 167 amino acids. The transcript has 6 exons.
CGCAUUCUUGGCUUCACUUCAUCCGGUCAUGACUUUUUUAUAUAGGGAAAAUAGGUUUUAAAAAAAAAUGGCAUUAAGAGUUAGAUUUUUAGUCUAUAAAAAUUAUAAUCGAGUCCUGACGCUUAUUUUUACCAGAGAGAACUUAGGGAUUAGAGACUUUAGGAUGUUUUCUUUUUUUAUUUUGUUUUAUUAAUAAAUGUUUAGAUUAUGUCAAAAAAACAAAUGCUGCGGGAAUCGGAAGUUCUUCCGCCAGCUACCGCAUCCGAUAAACUGGAUCAGGCGAUGGAGUCGCUUCGUGCUUCCGCUCUUGGCACACCGAGUGUGCCAAGGAUCAAGAAAGUCAAGACCUUGACUUCCUCUCAAAAACUGCCAGUACAAAACAUACGCACCUUAUCACAAGCACACACAAAAUCAGUCACACAAUCACACUUGCAACUUUCAAACACCUCAUCAUAAACACACAAUAAACCAGUCAUACAAACACACACACAAUCUCCAAGCAACACAUCACAAGCAUGCAAAAAAGCAGUCUCACAAACACACACACAAUCUCCAAGCAACACAUCAUAAGCACGCAAAAUGCAGUCUCACAAACACACACACAAUCUUCAAGCGCCUCAUCACAAGCAUACAAAAAAUCAGUCACACUAACACACACACAAUCUCCAAGCAACUCAUCACAAGCGCGCAAAAAAGUAGUUACACAAACACACAUACAAUCUCCAAACACCGCAUUAGAAACACACACACACAACUGCCUACGACAUUGCCAGAUCUGAUUGCGGUCCUGCGAUCUAUUGAUAAUAACCAGAAACAAAUGCUUACCCGGAUAAGCGAUUUGGAGAACGAAAUGAAUUACAGACUGCUCAGCGACGUUGAAGCGGAUGGCGAAAAAAAAGAAUUCCGGGAAAAAGGAGCUGCCAAAAUUCUUGUCGUUCAAAACGGUGGCUGAACUGUUGGCGUUCCAGGAAAUUUCCCAGGAUGAUUAUAACGACGUUGUUGACUAUUUGGAGUAUUUAGGAGGCUAUAAUGCUUCUGAUGCCGCUGCCAUCUACUUGAAGCAGUGCUUCCAGCCAACGGCAGACUUCGUGGAGAAGGUGACUUGGCUUGGCUCGCGGAAGAACGGCAUAAGCGCGUUAAAAGAUACGCGAUUUGUGCAAGCUUGUGAAGAAGCCAUGACACAAAAUAAAAGGAUUGGGGAGCCCACCAAGACGGACUUAGCCACAGCGAUGACAAAAACACUAAAGUGCGUAAAAGAAGAAUACCGCCGCCGGAAGGCCAAGCGUGCUGCUGGCAUACCCUUGGAAAAUGGGACACCCCUACAAAGAAGAAGGGUCGAGGAGGCCAAAAAUAAUGUUAGGAAUCGACGACGGCGACGAGCUCGGUGACGACGAGCCUGGCGGCGGCGAAGUUGCAGAUGGCGGUCUUGGCAACGGCGAGGUCGAAGACGGUGAGGUUGGAGACGUCCGCGGGCUUGGCAAUGACGAGUUUGGCGACGGCGAGCUUGGCAUUGGCGGCGAACUUGUCGAUGGCGGCGAACUUGGCGGCUGGAGCAUCACUGACGGCUACGGCGAGCUUAGCAACGGAGACUUCGACGGCGAUGGGAACAACAUCGGCGUCGGAGAGAACGACAACAUCGGCGACGGGAACGAUAUCGAGGAACUGGGCGUUGGCGGGCAAGAAGACAACGAGAACGAGAUCGGCAAUGACGACGACGAGUACGGCGAUGACGCUGGCGAAGGCGAGUACGGCGAUGACGACGACGAGAGCGACCGCACUGCCCUUGUCAGCGAUCACGUCGAGGAACGCAGCAACGAUCCUAAUAACGCUGCAAUUUUUGAGUAUUUAUUUAUAAAUAAAAG